This is a messenger RNA of Gopherus flavomarginatus (Mexican gopher tortoise), 2252 nucleotides long. It is a transcript of the gene LMOD3, whose product is annotated as leiomodin 3. The record is from RefSeq and is a predicted model, not a curated record. The transcript has 3 exons. Lineage: Eukaryota; Metazoa; Chordata; Testudines; Testudinidae. Bases 161 to 1906 code for a protein of 581 amino acids. Gene Ontology annotation, molecular function: tropomyosin binding. Gene Ontology annotation, biological process: muscle contraction; myofibril assembly; pointed-end actin filament capping. Gene Ontology annotation, cellular component: myofibril; striated muscle thin filament.
AUAUAGACUUAGUAAAAGCUUUAGUCCUACUGUCUCUCUCACACACUGAGAUCCAGUUCUGCCACGGGCCAUGACAAAAACAUGAAUGUGGGGAUUUAACAGCGUGUAAUACCAUUAGUAGCACAGCAUUUUAUAAAUUGUUUUCUGCAGGUUUAAAAAAAUGUCUGAAUUCAGCCAAAAUUCUGACCAAGAAGUCAGAAUUGAGGACAUUGAUGAAGAUGAAAUCUUAGGAAACUUAUCCCCUGAAGAGCUGAGGGAGCUCCAAUGUGAAAUGGAAGUCAUGGCUCCAGACCCAAGAGUCCCAGUUGGAAUGAUACAGAAAGAUCAGACUGAAAAACCUCCAACGGGAAACUUUGACCACAGAUCUCUUGUUGAUUACCUGUAUUGGCAGAAGGCAUCAAGACGCAUGCUAGAGGAUGAGAGAGUUCCCGUCAACCUCUUGCCAUCUGAGAGAAACAUUGCAGAGAAGUUUGAAGAAAAUACUGGGGAUAUGGACAAUAUUGCUAAGCAAAAAAUGGUAGAAGAUACUACAGAAGCAGACAGAAAAGAAAUAUAUUACAAAAAUGAACAUGUUGAACAGGCCAAGCCUGGUUCAGCACAACAAUCGGGAGAAACAAAUGAAGAGAGAAGCUAUAAAGAGACAGAAGAUGAGGAGGAGCAUGAUGACGAUGAGGAGGAAGAGGAGGAAGAUGAUGACGACGAUGAUGAAGAUGAUGAUGAAGAGGAGGAGGAGGAGGAAGAUGAUGAAGAAGAAUCAAAAAUGAAUAAGCCAUAUGGAGACAAAAACAGCAACAGUGAUCAGGUAACUAAGAAGCCAUGUACAAAAUCAGGGGAAAAUCCAGAAAACCAUGAGAAGAAAGUAUCAAAACUACAAAUUCCAAAGAAGUUAGCUGUAGAUACUAGUUUUAUUAAGUUAAGUGCAAGACCUUCAGGAAACCAAACCAAUUUAGAUGAGAGCUUGCAGAAGGUCCGGAAAAAUGAUCCAGAUGUGAAGGAACUCAACCUGAACAACGUUGAAAACAUCCCAAAGGAAAUGCUUGUGGACUUUGUGAACGCCAUGAAAAAAAACAAGCAUGUAAAAACAUUUAGUUUAGCCAAUGUGGGAGCUGAUGACAACGUAGCUUUUGCUGUGGCCAACAUGUUACGUGAAAACAGAAGCAUCACUACUCUAAAUAUUGAUUCAAAUUUUAUUUCAGGCAAGGGAAUCAUUGCUAUCAUGAGAUGUCUGCAGUAUAACGAGACGUUAACUGAACUGCGCUUUCACAAUCAGAGGAACAUGUUGGGCCAUCAAGCUGAAAUGGAAAUUGCCAGGCUUCUGAAAGCCAACCCUAAGCUGCUGAAGAUGGGCUAUCAUUUUGAACUUCCAGGCCCCAGGAUGGUUGUUACCAAUCUGCUCAGCAGAAAUCUUGACAGACAAAGACAAAAAAGGCAGGAGGAGCAAAAACAGCAGCAAUUAAAACAGCAGAGAGAGUUAAUAGCCAUGUUAGAAAAUGGACUAGGGUUGCCUCCUGGGAUGUGGGAAAUGCUAGGGGGACCAAUGCCUGAUUCAAGGAUGUAUAGCUCAAUACAAGCCCCCAAGCCGCCACCUGUCCCUAAAAUUAUGCCCAUGAGCAGGAAAAAUGAACAUGCAAGAAAGCCAGCCCCUGAAGAACAGAGUAGUGAGGAACCUGCCUCCUUCAAAAUGGUCAAACUCAAGAGAACUCAGCGCAAGCCCACUAUACCAGAAUACGUUGAACCAGCUGAAAAAACAAAUAUCAAAGAUGUGAUCAAGACUCUUAAACCAGUUCCAAAAAAACGACCACCUCCCCUGGUUGAGAUAACCCCAAGAGAAAAGCUCUUAAAUGACAUUCGUCAGAGUAACGUCGCUUAUCUUAAACCGGUGCCAAUGCCUAAACAGCUAGAGUGAAACACCAGAUUCUCCUGAAAGAAACAACUUGAAAUAAAGACUAUUCAAGUUUCACUGACACUUGUUUCAAAGGAUGCUUUCUUCAGAAGCCAAGUGGUAGAUACGAACAUGUGGGAACAAUGGCUGUAAUAUGUAUCUGUUUAUACAUUGAUGAAAAGGGUGGAAUGGAACAAGUCAAUGCUAAAAGGAUUUCCAUCAGCUAUCAAGUAACAACGAUACCCUGGUAUAAUCUCUGUCUGCCAGCUGGAUUCUAGUCUCCAGUUUGCCCACAGGUAUUUGCCCAGCAGCAGCAAUAACUUAACAGGUUUUACAGAUUCAGUCAGUAAACUCUAUUGCUUACAUGGUA